UCCUUGCUUGUUGGUGGCAAACUGUUACAGAGAACUCGAAUCUGUAACUCACAAUAGAGGAGCGUCAAAUGAAUGUAAGGAGACCUAAGGAUGACAUAAUGAUAUCAGAGAAUGUGUGAGCUUGUUUUGGAUUACAUUCCUGGCCAACUCUGAAUGGGAAUACUCAGCAGACGGCCUGUGAUGGAAACCUUACAUUAAGAAAACAGGUCAACUCUGCUUCACUCUUCAUCCCCAUCCUCUCCUUCAGUGCUCACCAGUGAAAGAGCGAGCGGUGGUGAGAGCUCUUCCACAAUGAGAGACCGUCUGGAGGAGCUGCAGAAGAGGGCUCAAGACUUUUCUGAGGCAGCAAGUGAGAAUGCCAACCCUUUCUCAGGGGAGGGGGAUGAUGAUGACUCUGUUUCGGUCAUAACGCCCCAGGCUGUGGUGUUCGAGGAAGAGCCGAUCAUUGAGAAUUUCCUGUCUGAGGCUCAGCUAAUCCGAGAUGAUAUCACAGCGCUGGACAUAGAGGUCCUUAAGUUUUGCCAGCAGCAAAAGACCUUGGUGGCGACCAUGCGUCGCUUCAGUGUGAUGAAGAAAGAGAGCAGCAUAACCCGUGACAUCAAGCUCAAGGCUGAGAGCCUCCAUCGACGCUUAGACGCGCUUUCAAAACAGGCCCAAAGGACUGAGGACCAGCAGGGACCUACUGCUGUUACAACAAGAAUACAACGCUCCCAGCAUGCAGCGCUUUACCGCAAAUUCCAGCAGGUAAUGCUGCAGUAUAAUGAAGGUCUGCUGACCAAGCAGGAGCACUGUAAGCACUUCAUUAUCCGGCAGCUGGAGGUAUCGGGAAGGGAUGUGACGGAGGAGGAGGUGAAUGAGAUGGUGGCCACAGGAAAGUGGGAGGUGUUUAAUGAGAACCUGCUGAAUGAUGCCAAAAUCACACGGUCACAGCUAUCUGAGAUUGAACAGCGACACAAGGAGCUGUUGAGUUUGGAGAACAAUAUGAAGGAGCUGAGGGACCUGUUCAUGGACAUUUUCAUGCUGGUGGAGGAACAAGGAGCCUAUAUUGAACACAUCCAGACGAAUGUAGAGAGGACACAGGAUUACGUGGCUGCGUCUAAUGAGAAGUUCAAGAUGGCCGCCAGAUACAAGAAGAAGAACCCACUUCGACAGCUGUGCUGCUGCUGCUGUCCUCCCUGGAGAUGCUGCUUAUAAAACAUACCUUUUUCCCCCCUUAUUUUUACCUCAAUGCUCAUUGCAAAAUAAGGUUUUAUUUCAAAAGUCUCACUUACCUGUUUGGAGUGAGCAAUGUUGGAUUCAAGUACCAUUAAAGUGAAGGUUAUGGCAUUGCAGUUUUUGCUGUUGAACAGAGCAACGGUGAAGACGGAUUCAGCGGAGCGUAGAAAACAAUUAGGUUGGAAAGGCCGGAAUUGGUAUUUGAGGCACUUGUGUUUCUUUCAGGAGAAUGUGAGGCAACUGCUAUUGGAAGAGACAGUUCAGUGAGUGCUACUCACCAACAUAGCUGCUUAUUGGAGACCUUCACUGUCAUCUGACAGAGGUCAAAAACAAGGGGAGACCACUGACUCUGCCACUGCUAGAUCAGCAAGACUGAUUUUUUUUUUUUUUUUUGAAAGAGCCCCUUAUUUUUUUCUGCCACAGGAGCUCCUAUUAAUGACCAUUUAUUUUUUAUACAGUAUGUGCACUUUAAGACUUAUCUUUAUUUUCUUUUUUCUUUUCAGCACAAACUAAAAUUUCAACAUAGAGUAAAAGAUUCUCUUUCUAAGAGAUUUUGAGCCAUUAUGUAUUCAUUCUUGGCCCACACGCUGGGGAAAGAAGAACAUGUUUUACAAUUAGUUACUAGUCUCAUUUGCAUUUCAAAGUAUAAUCAUUUUUUGGUGAAAAAAAAAAGUUAUUCUUUUAUUCAGUUUCACAGAGGCUGGGAUUCAAGUAAAACUUUGAAUAACGAGCUUUGAUCAAAAUAUUUCCGCCAUGCUGACAAAACUGUAGAAAAUCAUUGAAGUCAUUUGUUUAAAAUACGAAGGAAGAUUUGAAGUCGUACACUUCAGGAAAUAUUUCAUUUCUCUAGAUGUUUUAUAUUUUAGAGUGAAACUUCACCUAAUGAAUAUACUGGAACUGUUACACUGUUUGGAUGAAAAAAAUCUGCCAACAUUAUUAUUAAAAUUAUUGUGUCACACAAAAAGGGUGCAGGGGCUCUUAACUUGGUGGAAAGCUCUUGCCUGAAUGAGUACCAGCAGUAUGGACUAAAAUACUGGGAAUAUGCUCUAUGACUGAUCAACAGACUCACACUUGUUGACAGGUAAUCAUCUCCUGUUUCACCUUUGACUUAACGCUGAGUUGAAAACACCAACUCAUUUUCCCUGCAGGGAUAGUGACUAAGACAUAAUAAGUCAGUAACUCAUUUCAGGACACUUCAUAUGUACAGGCAGAAGGGCUCUAAACUAGCCUCUCAUCAGCAGUGGCAGUGAUGUUCUUUAGUGAGUCAGUGACCCACAGUGUCUUGUGUCCGGGACAAAAUACAGGUGAACUGGGUGUGCCAGAGCCAGACUGGAAAAUCUGGUUUGUCUCCUUUUCCAGGGUAGCUUCCUGACAGGUACUCUGUGUUCCUGCAGGGAACAGUGAGUAAACAGAACCGUUAACUUGUAGAGGAAACAGAUCAUCUACUUAAACAAAAUGACUAGGCUUAUGACCACAAUAAAACCAUAUAUACAUUUUGACUUUGACGGAAAGCGUAAAAUAGUGGACAGACAAAAAAGUGCCAAAAAAGAUCUUUAUGUAAGUUAAUUUACUCACCUCUCAAGGGAUUGAUGACUCAGGUGACACCUAAAGAAACACUGCACGUACUGAGGAUCUUUAUAUAGGUUAACUAGUAUUUACACUGCUGCCUCGGGGUCUGACA
This is a messenger RNA of Epinephelus fuscoguttatus (brown-marbled grouper), 2896 nucleotides long. It is a transcript of the gene stx19, whose product is annotated as syntaxin 19. Gene Ontology annotation, biological process: synaptic vesicle fusion to presynaptic active zone membrane; exocytosis; intracellular protein transport. The transcript has 6 exons. Gene Ontology annotation, molecular function: SNARE binding; SNAP receptor activity. Bases 292 to 1194 code for a protein of 300 amino acids. Gene Ontology annotation, cellular component: plasma membrane; synaptic vesicle; endomembrane system. The record is from RefSeq and is a predicted model, not a curated record. NCBI's taxonomy places the organism in Eukaryota, Metazoa, Chordata, Actinopteri, Perciformes, Serranidae.